AUGUCUUUUGGAUCAGUAUCAUCUGGGGCUUCCAGUCCUAUCAGUCCUAGCAGCCCUAGCAGAGACGGUUUAGCAAUGAAUUGGGUAUUUGACCACGUGCUUACUUACCCAUCAACCUAUGAAUUCACUCUUCCUCUACGCACAAUUUACACACUCAACUCAGCAACACCCCACACUUCACCUGCCGACUUCAAGAUGCUCUUGUUGGAACACAUCUCAAACAUCCCAGCACAGCCACACACACUACCACCUAACUUCCUCGCAACAUUUGUCCGAAGAACUUUCGCUGCUGAAUUGAAGAAUGUCGAGUUUGAUCAAGCAUUGACAGCAUUGGAUUACAUUCGCGAUUUGGAGAACCGAAGGAAGAAGGAGUUGGAGAAGGCCGUAAGGGCACGAGGCGAGAAUGACAGGAAGAUUCAGGGUUUGAGAACAAAGUCAAUCAAGAUCGAGCAGUUCUAUGCAAGAGCGAUCGCAGGAAUUAGGCGUUGGACAUUAAUCCAUGAGCUUUCAUUGGAACCUUUCAACAAGUUUAACUCUAUCGCUAUCCUGAACACACUGUACCCGUUUGAAGAACCUGAUAUUAAUGCAUUCCUCACUGCGCCUAUCCUUGCCAACCAACGUCAUACGCUGUGGAGAUACAUCAUUGGUGUUGAGAAUAAUGGUCCCGAAAUCUUGGAGACUGUGCGCUCAAACGCCGGUGGCUGGCCAGCCGUCAGCGAGUCAGUGCAUGCUUAUCUCAGGUUAUCAUUGGACAUGAUUCAAGGUGCAGAGGAACUAGGAAGGCCCACAAGCAUCGGAAGCUUUCGCUCCGAGGCGAGCUCUGUGGAUGUAGACGUUGUACCAGUCAACAAGUUGAGCAAGAAGAGCAGGAAGAAGUCGGGCUUUCUCAGGAGAAACACCAUCGAGGACUCAGAUAUGGAAGAGGGUAGUGGGAAGGCUAGUACGUUAGAGAGGAUAGUGAGAGGCUUGGCAAGACUCGGAUCAUCACAGCAGUUGCGAUCACCCAAGAUGUACGACAGCGAUUCAGGUCCAAGCGAUGAGGAUAUCAAGUCGCGACAUGAUCGAUACUGA
Molecule: messenger RNA, 1071 nt
Organism: Morchella sextelata
Lineage: Eukaryota; Fungi; Ascomycota; Pezizomycetes; Pezizales; Morchellaceae
Exons: 3
Coding region: 1-1071 (356 amino acids)
Source: RefSeq, a predicted model, not a curated record